AUGACCCACUUGCACAUCUUUUUCCCCUCCUCCGUGCUUCCCGCUCUUUCGAGCUACUGGGACGUGCACUGUGCGCUAGCCACAAGUGUAUCGCGCUCAACAUCUGCGCUGUGUCGGAACACACAUACCCCCCCCCCCCCACACACACACACACGCACACACGCACCCAUAUACGUGCCCCUACGCACCUACGCAUGCAACAGCACAUUUAAUUGUGGGUUACACACAACUCAUCUCCAUUCAGUAAAGCAAGAGGGGGGAGGGAGGGAGACAGCGACCAGCAUCUGCUCCUUUUUUCUUCUCCCAAUCACCAUCACUGUGUGCUGCGUUGCUGAUUCGUGUCCUUUCUCCCCGUGUGAACUGGGGGACAUUUUUCAUUCAGGAUUGUACCUCCUCUCGUCCACCGCGGCUACCAGGCCGCUCCUGCCGUUUGUGUGUUUGGUGCAGCCUGGCCGCAUAUUACUGCGGUGUUUUUCCUCCCUCUCUCUCUCCCCCCCCCGUGCGGGUUUCCGCUUAUACCACUCCACUCCCCCCCUCCCUCUGCCACUGUGUGUGCUGCAUCUCCUCUCUUGCCUUUUCUGUCUUCUUCGAAUGAAGUCGCGUUCAUCCGGAGGCUCGCGCCGGGCCUCUACGGGUGGGACGGAUGGUCGCUCGCUUGAGGCGGCCCUUGCAGCCUCUUCUUUACUGCUGUGGGUCCCCUACUCGCUGGCAGCGGUGUACGUGGCGUACUGCAGCGCGUUUGUAUCGGAGCCGCCACUCGCUGAAAGUUUUAGCGCGUUCUCCAAGGCCGGCGGCAGCAGUGUUGCGUUGACGGCAUCCGGGGGCGGCGCAGGGUUCGCGACGUCGUCUGCGUCUGCUGAAGCGUCGUUUGCCUCAUCGUCGGCGUCGUCCAUGGCAACGGCCAUCUACGGCGGCGCCAUCACCGGAGAUGUGAGGACCCGGGCUCACUACAGCUUCAUCUACUACUACAUCUUUCCUGUCGGCUUUGGCAUUGGCAUCUUUGCAUCACUGCUGCUGCGCGUGCUGUUCUUCAGCGCAGCAGCAAUCCUCGUCACGUAUUACCUCUCUGUGCACAAGGUCAACGGAGGCGAGUACUUGAUGGCGGUGGCCUGGGCACUGGGGACCUUCAGUGGAUGGGGAUGGCUCUACACCUCGGCAGGGUCAGUGCUGCCGGCCUCGUCGUCUUCUUCAUCUCCCUCGAGCAGUGGCAGCGCGGGGACGCAGAUGCUCGCCUCCGCUUCCCCACCGUCGUGGCUGUGGCUCGUGGUGUCGCUGCUUACCGGCCUCUUCAGCGGCAUCCUGUGCAAAGUGAAGGACAUUGUGGAUGGCAAGCAUGCACGCGAUACACAUCUCUUUCCACUGCUCGAUUGCUAUGACGAAUUCGUUGAGGAGGCCGAGUUGCGGCGCACCGCUGAGGCCGGUGACGACACCCGCGAUGCUCGCAGCGCUGGGUCUCCUUCCCCUACCACUGCCUCCUCUCCUCCGUCUGGGGUACUGCGUUACCGCCACAUCCGCAUGUCUACCUCUCACCAUCUUGCCAGCCUCGGCGACCGGCUCUACAUGGUUGUGCCCUUCUGCACUGGCCAGUGGUUCUCGUUCAUUCUCCAACACGGAUGGCGUGGCAUCAUCGUGGAGAACGGCGCCAUCUUGCUUUCUCUUAGCUUAGUGGGUUACACGAUGCUGAGCUAUAAGUUUCUGAAACGCCAGGUGCUGCGCGUAUCCGGGCGGGUUACCCGCUCGGCGGCGGCGGCACGCAAUCGCAAUCGUCGCAACAAGCGCUGCCUCCAGCAUCGACAGGGCGGUGGUGCUGUCGUGUCGUGCGAGGAUGCCGCCAAAGAUGCCGGCGGUGUGGAGUUUUUGGAGGACGUCGGGGAGGUGGCGGUUGUCGACGUCAUUGAUCUUAUCUCGAAGCUGUUCACGACAUCCUUUGGUGUUGUCGUGCUAGUGGUUCUGGGGCUGAACCUCUUCAUGACGUCCCUCUGCAUCCCCUUCCUCAAGGCGCUCUUCAAGCUCAAUGCGCUGGUCAGCGGCGUGGGCAUUGUGAUUGAGCUCAUCAUGUACGAAGUGGCUUGA
Leishmania braziliensis MHOM/BR/75/M2904 is the source of this 2073-nucleotide messenger RNA. RefSeq lists its product as hypothetical. Bases 1 to 2073 code for a protein of 690 amino acids. The record is from RefSeq and is a predicted model, not a curated record. NCBI's taxonomy places the organism in Eukaryota, Euglenozoa, Kinetoplastea, Trypanosomatida, Trypanosomatidae. The transcript has a single exon.